CGUUAGUGCUUGAAUAGCCAGAUGUCUCCGUUAACCGACUCGCCGUGCACAUGCGAUCCACAGCGAACCCCGUCCCUGUGUUUAUUUAACGUUCGGACUUGAGGAGUAAAGCGUAGUAAUGUGCCUAUUAUUGUUACAGUGUUACUGUGUAAGGGUUGCGCCCGCUUUACUGGCCGGGCAGUAUUUGCAGGGCAUGCGCACCGCUUGUUCGCGCAGACGCGAAUCAAAUCGUUUCGCACUACCCCGAUGGUAGUUGAUACACGCAGUCCAGUUACAUAAUAAUUAAGUAAAUGCUCCACGGGAACCUCAAUAACAAUGUGUUGUAAACAAUGUAAUUUGUAAUAUCACCGCCGUCAAUCGCAUAUCCGAUAAUCUUUUUUCUAGUCUUGACAGUUAAUAAUCGUUUGAAAUCGCGUGUUCUCGUGGUAGGUAAUCGUCGUCGCCGGUAACUGACGUAGCAGCACCGGGAAGAUUAAUCACAAAAUAAUAACACGAUUUAAAUACUCAAUAUACUGACAAGAGCGGAUUUUUUUGUUUACGUCUGCGGUCCGCCGCAAACGAACGAUUGUAGCAUUAAUAUUCUUCUGGAACAAAAUGUGAACGCACAUCAACGUUUGCGAUGGCAAUAACGACGAAAACAUUGUUUACCCUCGGCGCGGCUCCGUUUACGACUGUCGUCAUGACGGUCGACGGUAAACGCUGCUCGGUUGCUGUUGCCGCGGGCUUGUGAGACACAGGGGAUGAGGCUGGUCGGUGUUCGCGUGACAGGCGGGUACGGUUCGACACCAUAACGAUUUCGUUUCGUUCUUAUGGAGCAAGUCAAAGAAGUAUGCGUGUGUCGUAAACCGUAGUCGUCUCUUGGCCGCGGCCGAGUUUGCUGCGAAUCGUAUCCACUGUUUACAUACCUAAUUAAAUGUUUGAAAUAUUACCCUCCCUUAGAACACGAUGGUGGUCAUCAAUACGCGCAUCACAUUAUAAUCAUAGUACGGCCCAGGUGAUUCAAUGAUGAAAAUUCGAGUCCGUGUGUUGCUGCUCUUGCUCACUGGUGCCCUUACCUUGUUCGUAGUAUUUUUCGUCAACGAUGAAAAGCCUAACACCGUGGAAGUCAAAGACGUCAAGCCGCCUUUUAGUCAAAGAUUUAAAGCACAGCCCCAUUUUAAUGUUGCAAAACGACAGUAUAUAAUACAUCCACCUCGCGUAGAACGUAUAUUACCCAAUCGAAGUGAAAUUGUUCCUAAAGACGCAGUUUGGCAAAAAGUCCAAUCAACAAAGUACAAAUUUUUCAUUUAUUCAGCAUACUUGGAUACAAGAAUCAAAUCUGAUGGUCCACUGGUACGAAUAAUUGGUGCCACUAAAACUCAAAAACCAGAUCAAGUUUGGUGUAGAUUAUGGUAUGCAAAUAGUUCUAAGACUGUUUCAGCAUUUGUGAAAGCAAUCCGUGAAAACUGGAAUUUAAAGUACAGUGCAGUAUUUGUGUUGUGCAAAUUACCACCAGAUGGACAUUAUCCAUUAAGUGUGUCUAUUGUGUCCAAUAUUAAAGAUCCAAUUACUAAUGAGGUACUGAUUCAAAGGCAAAAACCAACUAGUCAACUCAAGACUGAUAUAGAAAUUUGUGUUAAACCAAUGCAUUAUUAUUAUGAUCGAGCCAUACAACUUAUGGAAUUUGUAGAGCUAAAUUAUUUACUUGGGAUUGGACAUUUUACAUUUUAUAAAAACACUGUUGGGCCAAAUGUUGAUUGUGUUUUGGACCGUUACAUAAAAGACAAUUUGAUUUCUGUUUUACCUUGGCAUAUAGAUAUUGUGACCAAGGAAGAAAUAAGAACUGAAGGAAUGUUUGCUGCACUUAAUGAUUGCUUGUAUAGAAAUAUGUACAAUGCAAAAUACGUCGCAUUUUUAGACAUUGAUGAAAUUAUUGUUCCUAGACAAAAUGACACAUUAAUCAAAUUAAUCAAUUGGUUAAACAUUUAUCAAACUCCAGCUGCUUAUUCAUUUCGUAAUGCAUUCUUCUACAUGCAAUGGGCUGAUGAUGACUCAUUACCGUCUGAUCAGAAUCUAUUUCAUUCAAAUCUCGUUGUAUUACGUAAAACACGGCGUAAGACUCAAUUGCAUCCACAUAAACUACGUUCAAAAUUUAUAUGUGAUCCAAAACGAGUAAUAGAAGUCGGAAAUCACUUUGUCUGGGAGUUUUUAAAUCCUAGUGAUGGAACAUUUUAUUUUACACCAGAACAUGCAAUACUUCAUCAUUAUAGGGUUUGUGAGUAUGGGGGAAAUGAUUGUAUAACUGCUGACUCUACAGUGGACCGCACCGUGUACAAGUAUAGAAAAAAGUUGGUUGACAGAAUAACAAAUACUCUUGGAAAUUUAGACUCAACUUGUCUAAUAGAAGCUCAAACAUACACUAAUGAAACAAUGUACUUCUCAAAUUGAUUUUUCUUUAUAACAUUUCAUUUUCAUAAAGUGUGCUUCCAAUAAUUAUUAAAUAUAUUUGUUUUGAACAGGGUGAAUUAAACCUUUAAAAUAUGUAUAAUACAUAUUAGUGUGUUGUGAAAUGUGUGUAAUUUAUGGGUUAAGAGUAAAAAAACUCUAAACAAUAUUUUAAAUAGAAAAAAAAUAUCAUACUCUUUAAACCUUACUUGUAAAAAAAAAAAAAAUAUAAGUAAAUAAAAGUAUAAACAUUUGUGUUCAAAAA
Molecule: messenger RNA, 2689 nt
Organism: Aphis gossypii (cotton aphid)
Lineage: Eukaryota; Metazoa; Arthropoda; Insecta; Hemiptera; Aphididae
Product: beta-1,4-galactosyltransferase galt-1-like
Exons: 5
Coding region: 1003-2427 (474 amino acids)
Source: RefSeq, a predicted model, not a curated record